Messenger RNA from Frankliniella occidentalis (western flower thrips), 1985 nucleotides. RefSeq names its product guanine nucleotide-binding protein-like 3 homolog (gene Ns1). Lineage: Eukaryota; Metazoa; Arthropoda; Insecta; Thysanoptera; Thripidae. Bases 116 to 1906 code for a protein of 596 amino acids. The record is from RefSeq and is a predicted model, not a curated record. The transcript is spliced from 11 exons. Gene Ontology annotation, cellular component: nucleolus. Gene Ontology annotation, molecular function: GTP binding.
CUGUACUCUUUUUACCUUUCACGACGAACUAACAACACGUGUGGCGUGCGUGUUCGUUGCCUGUCUUCUAUUUAUUGAUAUUUGCCCACAUUGUUGAAGUGCAUACCGACUUAAAAUGGCGAAAAUGUGUUUAAAGAAACAAAGCAAGCGGGUCCCAGCAGCCCGCCGCUACAAAGUUGAGAAACGCGUGAGACAGUUUAACAAGAAAAAGAGACGCGAAGAGAAGAAAAAUCCUAAAGCUAAAAAAGCCAACAAAAUGAUAGUUGUUCCCAGCGUAUGCCCCUUUAAAGAAGAAAUAUUAAAGGAAGCUGAAGCAUUCAAGCAGCGUGAGAAAGAGGAACGCAAAAAAGCAUUUGAACGCUCACUGCAAAAGAAGAAAGAACUUGAAGAAAAGAGCGAUGUUCCAAUGGAAGAAGAAGAGCCAGAAAGUUUGGAUAGUCUUAUUAGAAGUGCUCAGUCCAGGCAGAAGCAGCAUGAAAUAUGGACAGAAGACAAAUCAGUAAAUGUUGAUACUGAACUCACUAACAGGACAGAAAACUCCCUCAAGGCAUACUACAAGGAAUUCCGCAAAGUUGUGGAAGCUGCUGAUGUAGUUCUUGAAGUUGUGGAUGCCAGGGAUCCAUUGGGCACAAGGUGUCUUCAAGUUGAAGAAGCAGUGAGGGAAGCAAAAGGAAACAAGAAGCUUGUUCUUGUUCUGAAUAAAGCUGAUUUAGUACCUAAAGAAGUUUUAAGCAAGUGGUUGCAAUAUCUGCGGCGAACUAUCCCAGCCAUAGCCUUUAAAGCCUCUACCCAGAAACAAAAACAGAAUCUGAGCAGACGCAAAGUGAAGAAAAAUUGGAGCGAGAAAGAAACCAACGUUUCCCCUUGUGUUGGCGCCGAAGUUCUUAUGUCUCUUCUCAAUAAUUACUGUAGAAACAAGGACAUAAAGACCUCUAUCCAUGUUGGCAUUGUUGGUCUCCCUAAUGUUGGGAAAAGCAGCAUUAUAAACAGUCUCAAAAGAACUAGAGCCUGCAAUGUGGGCUCCAUGCCUGGUAUAACAAAAUCUGCACAAGUUGUUGAACUUGACAAAAAAAUUAAACUCCUGGACAGUCCAGGAAUUGUUUUUGCCAAAACUACUAAUGAAACUGACGCCUCAAGUGUGCUAAAGAAUGCAGUUCAUGUGCAAACUAUAGCAGAUCCAAUUACACCUGCUACUGCCAUUCUCCAGAGAGCGAGUAAGGCACAGAUGAUGACCCUGUACAAUCUAUCUGAAUAUGAUACACCUCAGGAGUUCUUCAUAUCAUUAGCUGAAACAACUGGGAAAUUUAAAAAGGGAGGAAUACCAGACACAACUAAAGCAGCCAGACAACUUUUAGAAGACUGGAACAGGGGCAAAAUCAGAUAUUUCACUCAACCACCAGAAGUUAAAGACGAGUCUCAUGUGAGUGCUGCCAUUGUAACAACAGAUGCUGCUGAGUUUGACUUAGAUUCAUUUAAGGACAUAGAGGCUGAAUCAUUAGAGAAGAUGGACAGUAUUACAGGAAAUGUGAAAGUUGAACCAGUUAUAUUGGAGUCUUCCGAGCCCGUUGUUGCUGUUGCAUCUUUAGAAGAAAAGAUGGAGGAUGAUACAGCUGAAGCAAGUGGUGAAUUGAUCAAUGAAAAUGUAACAGUUGUCACAGCAAAGAAAAAAAAAAUUGAUAGAGGUGAAAGUAAGAAAACCAGUGGCAAAGAAGCUAAGAAAGAAAAAACACUCAUGGAACUAGAGGGAAAUCUGAAAUUGAACUUGCAUAAAAAGCUUUCUUUUAAGAAAAUGAAGAAAAUGCAGGCAAGAAAUUCACGUCAUGCAAGUUCAUUAGCUGGUGUACUGGAAAACUUCAGUCUUGGGUCAGAUGACAAGUAUGACUUUGACACAGAUUUUACAACAUAAGAACAAAAGCUUGUUGUAUAAGAAUUCUGCUUUGGAUUAACUGUGAUCAUUACUGUAGCUAUUAAAUCUGUUUUCCCUA